This is a messenger RNA of Lotus japonicus, 1672 nucleotides long. Its product is annotated as phosphatidylinositol:ceramide inositolphosphotransferase 1-like. The record is from RefSeq and is a predicted model, not a curated record. Gene Ontology annotation, cellular component: endoplasmic reticulum membrane; Golgi membrane; trans-Golgi network. NCBI's taxonomy places the organism in Eukaryota, Viridiplantae, Streptophyta, Magnoliopsida, Fabales, Fabaceae. Gene Ontology annotation, molecular function: inositol phosphoceramide synthase activity; sphingomyelin synthase activity; ceramide cholinephosphotransferase activity. Gene Ontology annotation, biological process: ceramide biosynthetic process. The transcript has 12 exons. Bases 489 to 1424 code for a protein of 311 amino acids.
CUGUCUCUCCGCGUUCAUCUCGCGUGCAUAGCAGCAGUCAGAAAAACACAGCAACGCAGAGAGAAGAGAUUCAGAGAGAGAGAGAGAGAGGAAAACCCCUUUUGACCAUUGCGCUUCCGUUUCCAUUUCUUCCAUUGAUUCCAUCAUCCAAAGCCUUUCUUCUGUGAUCGUUCAUCUCAUAUCUGGGUUUAUCUCUGUGAAUUGUGAUCACUCACAAGUCUCAGAUCUUUUCCCGUUCCCAAUUUGGAUUUGGAUACCCAGUUGCGUUUCUCUUUCUGGGUAUACUGUUUUUCAUCAAAAGUUUCGGUUUUGCGAAGUGGGUGAAGUUUGAAAUAAGGGAUUGAUUCAAUCUGGGUUUUGCACAGAUUGGUCAAUCUUGUUAACUUUAACAGUGUGGUUAUGAAGUAAUAUGGAAGUGCUUGUUGCUUGCAUAAUCCAACAACAACAACAACUACUACUACUACAAGAACAACAACAACAACAAUAACAUGUCUCUUUACAUCGGUCGUGAGGCUUCAAAGCUAUGGAAGAGAAUUUGCUCAGAGACAACUACUGAGCUCAACCUCCUUGCUGAGAAUUGGAAGUACCUUCUCGCUGGUCUUAUUGGUCAGUAUAUACACGGUUUGGCUGCCCGAGGGGUUCAUUAUUUUCAUAGGCCGGGUCCUAUUCUGCAAGAUGUUGGAUUCUUCCUUCUUCCGGAGCUUGGGCAAGACAAAGCUUACAUCAGUGAAACACUGUUCACCUCUAUCUUUGUGUCCUUUGCCUUGUGGACGUUUCAUCCUUUCAUAUUGAAGAGCAGAAAGAUCUAUACAGUUCUAAUAUGGUGCAGGGUUCUCGCCUUCUUAGUUGCUUCUCAGUUUCUUCGUAUAAUGACAUUUUAUUCUACACAGCUUCCUGGUCCAAACUACCAUUGCCGUGAGGGUUCCAAACUUGCCACAUUGCCUCGUCCAGAUACUGUCCUUGAAGUUUUCGUGAUUAAUUUUCGGCGUGGUAUCUUGUAUGGAUGCGGUGACUUGAUAUUUUCAUCACAUAUGAUCUUCACUCUUACUUUUGUGCGUACAUAUCAGAAAUAUGGCACUCGAAGAUCCCUCAAGCAGCUAGGGUGGUUGCUUGCUAUUAUUCAGAGCCUUUUGAUAAUAGCAUCUCGCAAACAUUACACGGUUGACGUAGUUGUUGCCUGGUACACUGUUAAUUUGGUGGUGUUUUUUGUUGACAAGAAAUUACCAGAAUUGCCGGACCGGUCAAAUGCGGCUACAACCCUGCUACCAUUGAGCACGAAAGACAAAGAUGGAAAGAUCAAAGAGGAGAACCACAAGCUAUUGAAUGGGAAUUCUGGAGACCCUGUGGAUUGGAGGCAGAGAACUCAAGUAAAUGGCAAGAUCAUGGAUGACGGCAAUACCGACUCUGUCACUAACGGUGUGUAGAUAUAGGAGCCUCCGCCGAACAAUUUGGAUCUACUGCAAUAUUGCUAUUGGAAAGCUGCAACCUUCAAUUGGAAGAUCUUGUUGCGUGAACAUACGUUCUUAAUUCAAAUUAGUACCUCUGAUUUGUAUGUGAAAUUGAAACUGGGUGAUGCUUCUCAACAUUUUGCAGCCCUGAUCCGUUGUCAUGUUAAAUUAUCUGGCACAAAGCAUAUGCCAUAGAAAGUAUCCAAUCUCUCUCAUCUGCAUCA